AUGGCCAGCUCGAAGCUCAUAGGGUUUUUGUUCAUGGCUGUGCUGAUCACGGACUUGGCAUUUGCAGCGACGUCAUCCCACCGACGAUUACGAUCAUGGAAUGCCAAUGGGUCAUCGUCAUUCGGCACCGGCUACAGUUGGUCGUCGUCGAAGUCCUUCGGUGGCGAUGGGUCGGCAUCGGCUGGCGCUGGUGGGUCCGGAUAUCAAGGAGGAGUUGAUGAUCGGAGAUUUGAGUACGGCGCCCGACGGUGUGUCAGAUAUCGGUAUGGCGGCCAAUCAUACAGUGGAGGCAGCGGCAGAGGCGGUGGAGAUUCCAAUCACUUUAAGGUUGCAACCAGAGGUUGGACUGGGCGUGUAGGGGGUGGCGAUGCGGGUGGUGGAAAAGGUGGCAGUACUAUUCAUCGUCAAGAAGCUAACAAAGGUGGUUUGGAGUAA
Messenger RNA from Neltuma alba, 435 nucleotides. RefSeq names its product rRNA 2'-O-methyltransferase fibrillarin-like. Lineage: Eukaryota; Viridiplantae; Streptophyta; Magnoliopsida; Fabales; Fabaceae. The transcript has a single exon. Bases 1 to 435 code for a protein of 144 amino acids. The record is from RefSeq and is a predicted model, not a curated record.